AUGCUGCUUCCGGGAAAGAUCCACCACGUGCUCAGCCCGGGAAACCUCUGCAUCAAGGAGGUGCAGGAGUACCUGCGGGGCAUCUGCCCCGACGUGCAUGUGACGCGGGGCGAGUACGACGACGAUGCUCAGUUCCCCGACACCAAGGUCGUUGUGGUGGGCGGCUUCCGCAUCGGCCUCUGCCACGGCCACCAGGUGAUCCCAUGGGGCGACGUGGAAUCCCUGGCCAUGCUGCAGCGGCAGAUGGGAGUGGACAUUCUAAUCACGGGCCACACACACCGCUUCAAGGCCUAUCGCCAUCAGGGUCGCCUGCUCAUCAACCCUGGCAGUGCCACCGGCGCUUACACCCCCACCACCGCCGCUGCCGCCGCCGCCGCCGCCGCUGCCGCCACCGCCGCCGCAACUGCUGCUGGGGAGACCGACCCUGCUGCUGCAGGCGCCGCUGCUGCGGCUGCGGCGGCAGCGGCGCUGCACCCGAGCUUUGUUCUGAUGGAUGUGGAUGGAGCGCGCGUGGUGGUGUAUAUAUAUGAGCUCGUGGGGGGGGAUGUGAAGGUGGAUAAGAUUGAGUUCAAGAAGCCUGUUGCUGGCGCGCAGUGA
This is a messenger RNA of Closterium sp. Yama58-4, 597 nucleotides long. NCBI's taxonomy places the organism in Eukaryota, Viridiplantae, Streptophyta, Zygnematophyceae, Desmidiales, Closteriaceae. The record is from the annotation of a GenBank genome assembly.